ACAGAAGGAUUAGAAGUUUUUCCAGGUUUUCCAACACUAAGAAUAGAGUCAGGUACAAAAUUGUUGCAAAGAAACCUAUUCCUAAAUCUAUUCCUAUGUCUACUCUUACAAAGAAAGCAACAGAUCCAACUUUAACAUCCACAAGCAAAGGGGUUCCAAUAGAUUCUAUUGAGAAGGCCAGAAGGAGAAAGGGAAAGGCUAAGCUUGCAGAGAAGAGAUAUAAAACAUUGCUACAAAGUAGGAAGUCAUACAAGGGGAAGUACUUGACCCCUAAAAAAAGGAAGAAGGGAGAUCUAGUACGUCCAUCCCAAUCAGUUCCAGUUCAUAAUGAUGAUGAGGGCAUAUACAGUGAUAAUGAUGGAAGAGAUAGUGAAUAUGCACCAAGUGAUGAUGCUGGCAAGUUGAGGGACUUAUCAACAGAUUUUGAAGAUGACAUUUUUCUACUCCUAGGAUAGCAAAUAGAUCAACAAGAGUUAUAAAUGUCUACUUUAAUCCUGCUUGGGAGGUCCUUAUUUUUUAAGUUGGAAUGAGGUUUCAAAGUUCCAAACAAUUCCAGGAAGUAGUCAAACAUUAUUAUGAGGAAAUGAUGUCUUCUUAUACACAUCAGGGAUGAACCUAAAAGGUAGAGGUUUGUUUACAAGGUUGGUUUGUGCAGUUGGGAGAUUUAUACUUCAUUUGAGAAGAGGGACAACAAUUUCAAAGACAAGACUUAUUACCUUGAACACACUUGCUUCAUAAAUCUUGACAACAAGAUAAUGACUUGUGAAAUGGUGGGUGAGUACUUCAAAAGCAAAAUUUAUGCCAUUCCUUUCAUAAAAUGUAAAAACAUGAUGACAUUUGCUUAUAAUGAGCUUAAGGUAAAUGCUAACUUCAAGAAAUGUGAAAAGGGCAAAAAGAAUGGUUUUAAAGGAGAUGGAAGGAAAUUACAGAGAUGAGUAUACUAUGAUUAAUG
Rubroshorea leprosula is the source of this 952-nucleotide messenger RNA. The record is from the annotation of a GenBank genome assembly. Lineage: Eukaryota; Viridiplantae; Streptophyta; Magnoliopsida; Malvales; Dipterocarpaceae.